AUGUUACUAAGCAUAAAAAGCAUUUUGUGGAUGUAUUCUACUUUGGUUGUAACACAUGGAGUACGUCAAGUCACAGUGGAAAAAAGUCCUCCUGUAAAGGGAUUCCUUUCUGGAAAAGUCAGCCUACCUUGCCACUUUUCAACCAUGCCCACUCUACCACCCAGUUACAAUACCACGAGUGAAUUUCUUCGCAUCAAAUGGUCGAAGAUUGAAGAGGAUAAAAGUGGAAAAGAUUUGAAAGAAACUACUGUUCUUGUAGCCCAAAAUGGGAAUAUCAAGAUUGGUCAGGGCUACAAAGGGAGAGUGUCAGUGCCCACCCAUCCAGAGGAUGUGGGAGAUGCUUCACUUACCAUGGUUAAACUUCGUGCAAGCGAUGCAGGUCUUUAUCGCUGUGAUGUCAUGUAUGGAAUUGAAGACACCCAAGACACUGUGUCAUUGGCAGUGGAUGGUGUCGUUUUUCAUUAUCGAGCUGCAACCAGUAGGUACACUUUAAAUUUUGAGAAGGCCCAGCAAGCUUGUCUGGACAAUGGUGCUGUAAUAGCAAAUCCAGAACAGCUAAAAGCUGCCUAUGAAGAUGGAUUUGAGCAAUGUGAUGCGGGCUGGUUGUCUGACCAAACUGUGAGAUAUCCCAUCAGAGCACCCCGAGCUGGCUGUUACGGAGAUAUGAUGGGAAAAGAAGGAGUCAGAACCUAUGGCUUCCGUGCCCCUCAUGAAACUUAUGAUGUAUAUUGUUAUGUGGAUCACUUAGAAGGGGAUGUGUUCCAUGUCACGGGUCCCAACAAACUUACCUUUGAAGAGGCUGAAGAAGAGUGUGCAAACCAGGAUGCCCGACUUGCUACUGUGGGAGAGUUGCAUGCUGCCUGGAGAAAUGGAUAUGACAAAUGUGAUUAUGGCUGGCUGUCAGAUGCCAGUGUGCGCCAUCCUGUGACUGUGGCCAGGGCCCAGUGUGGAGGUGGCUUACUUGGGGUGAGAACCCUGUAUCGUUUUGAGAACCAGACAGGCUUCCCUUUACCUGAUAGCAAAUUUGAUGCCUACUGCUAUAAACGGCGUGAUCUCUGCAAAACUAACCCGUGCCUUAAUGGAGGCACCUGUUAUACCAGAGAUACUACUUAUGUAUGCACCUGUGUACCAGGAUACAGUGGAGACCAGUGUGAAUUUGAUUUUGACGAAUGCCAAUCCAACCCCUGCCGGAAUGGAGCCACUUGUGUUGAUGGUUUUAAUACAUUCACUUGUCUCUGCCUUCCAAGCUAUGUUGGUGCUCUCUGUGAACAAGACACAGAGACGUGUGAUUAUGGCUGGCACAAAUUCCAAGGUCAGUGCUACAAAUACUUUGCCCAUCGUAGAACAUGGGAUGCUGCUGAAAGAGAGUGUCGGCUUCAGGGUGCCCAUUUGACCAGUAUCCUGUCCCAUGAAGAACAGCUAUUUGUGAACCGUGUGGGCCAUGAUUAUCAGUGGAUAGGUCUCAAUGAUAAGAUGUUUGAGCAUGACUUCCGCUGGACAGAUGGCAGCACACUGCAAUAUGAGAAUUGGAGGCCAAAUCAGCCAGACAGCUUUUUUUCCUCUGGAGAAGACUGUGUAGUAAUUAUUUGGCAUGAGAAUGGUCAGUGGAAUGAUGUCCCAUGCAAUUACCAUCUCACUUAUACCUGCAAGAAAGGAACAGUUGCUUGUGGCCAGCCCCCCAUUGUAGAAAAUGCGAAGACCUUUGGAAAGAUGAAACCUCGUUAUGAAAUCAACUCUCUGAUUAGAUAUCACUGCAAAGAUGGUUUCAUUCAACGCCACCUUCCAACUAUCCGGUGUCUAGGAAAUGGAAGAUGGGCUUUGCCUAAAAUUACCUGCAUGAACCCAUCCACAUACCAAAGGACUUAUUCUAAGAAACAUUUUAAAAAUUCCUCAUCAGCCAAGGACAAUUCAAUAAAUUCACCGAAACACUAUCAUCGCUGGAGCAGCAGGUGGCAGGACUCAAGGCGCUGAUCCCUCAAAUGGUGAACAUGGAUUUUCAUCAUUUCAGCCAAAGUCCUAACUUACUGUGCCUUUCCUAUCACUUUUAGAAGUACUAUCAGAUUGUUCUGAAAUUUUGGAUCAGCAUCCAGUAACUUUGGGCCACAGGGCCCACAAAACGUUUCAAAUGAGAGUAUUGGAGUUUAACAGGAAAGUUUAAAAAAAGGGGGGGAAAAAGAGAGAAAAAUGAGGUAAGAAAAGAACUAUUUCCAGCCUAUUCAAUUUCUUUAGUUUUCUAUAUGCCUCCGGUGGGGACCAUUUUAUAAAGUAUACCAGCCUACUGUACUAUUUAAACAGCUCAAUUUCAGCACCAAUGACAAUGUAAAUAAGAUGAUUUAAUGUUGUUUUUAAUCUUGUAUAUAAAAUGAAAAGUCACACUAAGUUCAGGCAUAUUUAAUGAUGAUUAUAUGGCCUCAGAGGGCUUUAAUCAUUGACUCAGCUGCUUUUAUGUAGUUUGUUUAGGCUGGAAAUGGUUUCAAUUACCCUGUAUAUGUCAACCAGCCUGAGAAUGGCUCUUACUGGACACAGCUAAGCAAUCUUGUAGGAGGCUGCAUCACUCUCCGCCAUAGGUGCAGUUUGCUUCCCUGUGUGUCUAGGGAAGGUAGCACGUGAAGAGGAACCAAGGCUCAACGAAGGGACUGCAACGUGGAACUUUUUUUGGCUGCAUUCUAGCUUCAUUACUCAACAAGAAAAGACUGAAGAAAGAUUUUUCCAUGGCCGAGAUCUUCUAUAGGGGUCAAAGUGCUAAUUAUUAACUCAACCAGGUUCACUUUCUAAUGGUUUUCACAACACUAACUAGUUUUCAGUUACAGACUUCUGCAUUUCAAAUGGAUAUAGACCUGAGGCUUUUUUUUGAGGUUAAAAUCAACAGCAACAAUGACACACACAGAAAAUAAUUUUGUAUAUAUAACCAUUUUUAAUCUUUUAUAAAGUUAUGAAUGUUUAUGUAUGAAUGCUGCAGCUGUGAUGCAUACAUAAAUAAAUGAAGUAAGCCAUA
Messenger RNA from Gracilinanus agilis (Agile Gracile Mouse Opossum), 2995 nucleotides. It is a transcript of the gene VCAN, whose product is annotated as versican. The transcript is spliced from 12 exons. Gene Ontology annotation, biological process: cell adhesion. Gene Ontology annotation, molecular function: calcium ion binding; hyaluronic acid binding. Lineage: Eukaryota; Metazoa; Chordata; Mammalia; Didelphimorphia; Didelphidae. The coding region runs from base 1 to 1971 and encodes 656 amino acids. The record is from RefSeq and is a predicted model, not a curated record.